Suricata suricatta (meerkat) is the source of this 2016-nucleotide messenger RNA. RefSeq names its product flavin containing dimethylaniline monoxygenase 1 (gene FMO1). Gene Ontology annotation, molecular function: N,N-dimethylaniline monooxygenase activity; NADP binding; flavin adenine dinucleotide binding. The coding region runs from base 1 to 1599 and encodes 532 amino acids. NCBI's taxonomy places the organism in Eukaryota, Metazoa, Chordata, Mammalia, Carnivora, Herpestidae. The record is from RefSeq and is a predicted model, not a curated record. The transcript is spliced from 8 exons.
AUGGCCAAGAGAGUUGCAAUCGUGGGAGCCGGAGUCUGUGGCCUGGCCUCCAUCAGGUGCUGCCUGGAGGGAGGCCUGGAGCCCACGUGCUUCGAGAGGAGUGAUGACAUCGGGGGGCUGUGGAGGUUCACUGAACAUGUUGAAGAAGGCAGAGCCAGCCUCUACAGGUCCGUGGUUUCCAACAGCUGCAAGGAGAUGUCUUGUUACUCAGACUUUCCCUUCCCAGAAGAUUGUCCGAACUAUGUGCCAAAUUCUCAACUCCUGAAAUAUCUCAAAAUGUAUGCAAACCAGUUCAACCUUCUGAAAUACAUUCAAUUCAAGACUAAAGUCUGCAAAGUAACAAAAUGCCCAGAUUUCACUGUCACCGGCCAAUGGGAGGUGGUCACUCAGCAUGAAGGAAAGCAAGAGUCUGCCAUCUUUGAUGCUGUCAUGGUCUGCACUGGUUUUCUAACUAACCCAUAUUUGCCACUGGAGUCUUUUCCAGGUAUAAAUACCUUUAAAGGCCAGUACUUUCAUAGCCAACAGUAUAAAUACCCAAAUAUAUUUAAGGACAAGAGAGUCCUUGUGAUUGGAAUGGGGAAUUCGGGCACAGACAUUGCUGUGGAGGCCAGCCACCUGGCAGAAAAGGUGUUUCUCAGCACCACUGGAGGGGCAUGGGUGAUAAGUCGAGUCUUCGACUCGGGGUACCCAUGGGACAUGGUAUUCAUGACUCGGUUUCAGAACAUGUUCAGAAAUUCUCUCCCAACUCCGAUUGUGUCUUGGCUGAUAGCAAGAAAGAUGAACAGCUGGUUCAAGCAUGCAAAUUACGGUGUAGCACCAGAAGAGAGGACGGAGCUGAGAGAGCCUGUGAUAAAUGAUGAACUCCCGGGCCGUAUCAUCACUGGGAAAGUGAUCAUCAAGCCAAGCAUAAAGGAGGUGAAGGAAAACUCUGUCCUAUUUAACAACACCCCAAAGGAAGAGCCCAUUGAUAUCAUUGUCUUUGCCACUGGAUACACCUUUGCUUUCCCCUUCCUUGAUGAGUCCGUAGUGAAAGUUGAAAAUGGCCAGGCAUCGCUGUAUAAGUACAUCUUCCCUGCACAUCUGCCAAAGCCAACCCUGGCUGUUAUUGGCCUCAUCAAACCCUUGGGCUCCAUCAUACCCACUGGAGAGACCCAAGCACGAUGGGUUGUUCGAGUCCUGAAAGGUGUAAAUAAGUUACCGCCACAGCAUGUCAUGAUUGAGGAAGUUAAUGCAAGAAAAGAAAACAAACCCAGUGGGUUUGGCUUGUGUUACUGCAAAGCUUUACAAUCAGAUUAUAUCACAUACAUAGAUGAACUCCUGACCUACAUCAAUGCAAAACCCAACCUAUUCUCUAUGCUCCUGACGGACCCACGCCUGGCCUUAUCAGUCUUCUUUGGCCCAUACACACCAUACCAGUUCCGUCUGACCGGCCCAGGGAAAUGGGAAGGAGCCAGAAAUGCCAUCUUGACGCAGUGGGAUCGAACAUUCAAAGCCACCAAAACUCGAAGUGUACCGGAAUCCCCAUCUCCUUUUGCAAACUUACUUAAACUCUUAAGCCUUCUGGUUUUGUUUAUGGCUAUUUUCCUCAUUUUCCUAUAAAUAUAAGAUUAUCCAAAUGGCUUGUCAGAUGCACAUCAUAGAUUUACAGUGCUCUUUUCCACCACUGACACCAACAUUGCAUGCACAGCAAGUGAAUGCAUGUUCAAGUGGUGAAAAACACCUCCUGUCCCUCCCUGCUGCUCUUCCUGGGUCUCUCACAGUGCCACCUGCUUCCAAUGCUAGAGGCAGAUAACCAUGAUUUCUGUGCAUUUGAAGGCUGCUGGAAGGUUCUAGGUUCAUUUUACAAGACAGAACUAUUAAAGACAGCCGUCAGAUGCUUCCUGCCUUUUUGUCGUAUAAACUAUUUUCAUAGGCCUUAACCUAAACUCCCUACUUCACAAAAGAUUUGGUUGUUCUAAAAUAAUCCUCUUGUGGUAUCAGAUGCUUAAAAUUAAAAAGAAAGAAAAACCCUAGAAA